AUGAAAGCAGUCGUCCUUCAUGGGCAUGGUGGUCCAGAAGCCCUCUCCUACGAAGACAUUGCGGAUCCAGUGCCCAAGGUCAACGAAGUUGUUAUUCGAUUGGUAGCCACGGCCUUGAAUCACGUCGACAUCGACGUGCGCAAUGGCACUUCAGGCGUGGAAUCCAUUCAGCUCUUGCCUCACAUACCGGGCGUGGAUGCCGUCGGGGUCGUCGAGUCCAUUGGGUCAGCUGUCACCCAGUGGAAGGUAGGAGAUCGCGUUGCGCCCCAUUUUAUCCUAUCUUGCGCAAAAUGUGCCAAUUGCCGGGGUGGCCGGGAGAACAUAUGCACAGCAUCUCAAAUCUUGGGUCUGACACACUGGGGAGGGUAUGCCGAAAAGGUCUGCGUACCCGAGCACACGCUCGUGCGGAUUCCAAACGACGUAGGACUCGAAGAUGUAGCAGCUGGUAUGACUCCAUUCGCAACGGCAUGGGAGGCACUCAUUGUGACUGCCGGCCUCAAGGCGGGCGAGACAGUUUUGGUCACUGGUGCCGGGGGCGGUGUCGGCAGUCACGCUGUGCAAGUCGCAACACUGGCCGGGGCGAGAAUCAUUGCAUGCGUCGGAGCAGACGACAAGAUCGAACGUCUUCGGGAACUCGGUUUUGCGGACGAUUUCGUGAAUUACAGAAAGGACACGCUCAUUGAAGCCGUCAUGAAAUUGACAGCAGGCAAGGGCGUCGACGUGGUGUUUGACGGAAUUGGGGGCCAGAUCUUGAAGGACUCGAUUCAUUGCCUAGCAGACGGCGGCCGCAUCGCGAGUAUCGGAGCGCAUGGCGGUGAGGUUGUAGACAUUGAUAUGAUACAGUUCUUCCGUAAACACCUCACCAUGCACGGAUGUGGACGAUCGACAAAGGAGAUUAUUGCGAAGGUGCUCGACUUGAUGGCAAGAGGUAAACUGCGGCCGAUUAUUGCAGGGCGAUACCGUUUAGAAGAAGUAAAGAAAGCACACGAGAUCAUGGAAAGUCGGGGAUUCUUUGGCAGGAUUUUAUUACUUCCACACUCGUCGUCAGCUGAGCCCUAG
Molecule: messenger RNA, 1059 nt
Organism: Pestalotiopsis fici W106-1
Lineage: Eukaryota; Fungi; Ascomycota; Sordariomycetes; Amphisphaeriales; Sporocadaceae
Exons: 1
Coding region: 1-1059 (352 amino acids)
Molecular function (GO): oxidoreductase activity
Source: RefSeq, a predicted model, not a curated record